This is a messenger RNA of Nilaparvata lugens (brown planthopper), 774 nucleotides long. Its product is annotated as piggyBac transposable element-derived protein 4-like. Bases 1 to 774 code for a protein of 257 amino acids. The transcript has 3 exons. The record is from RefSeq and is a predicted model, not a curated record. NCBI's taxonomy places the organism in Eukaryota, Metazoa, Arthropoda, Insecta, Hemiptera, Delphacidae.
AUGAAACUUUUCAAGUUGUGUGCUAAAGGUGGUUUCACUCAUCGCAUUUCUCUCUAUGGUGGAAAAAGUAGCUCUAAACUGACGGGUCGUCCUUUCACUCAAGAGGUGGUUAUGAAUCUUGUAUCUCCUUUUCUCCAUUGUGGUCGUGAACUCUAUACGGAUAAUUUCUACACUUCAGUUGAACUCGCCCAUGAAUUACUGAAACACAAGACACAUCUCACUGGGACUCUGAGGAAGACUAGAAGACACUUACCAAAAUCUGUAGUGAAUGCCAAACUGAAGAAGGAUGAAGUCAUAGCAUUACAGAGUAGUAUAGAUGUUAUUGUUGCUAAAUGGAAGGACAAGAGAGAUGUGCUAUUCUUCUCAACUUGUCACAUUCCUGAGAUGGUUGACAAAAUGAACAAGUAUGGAAAAGUUACCAAAAAACCAUUGACUAUAUUGGAAUAUAAUCAGUCUAAGGCUUUCAUUGACCUCUCUGACCAACUUUCCUCAUACAUCACACCCCUUCGAAGAAGUGUCAAGUGGUACCGGAAAGUUGCCUUUGAGAUCCUCUUCAACACUUGUGUUAUCAAUGCAAAACUGAAGGACGACGAUAAUGAAACGAUAAGUCCGAAAUCAACACUCAGCAAAUUCGAUGCUGUGUUCAAUUCUGUUCUGAAUAAACAGAAUGAAGCUGAAGAUGGUAUUGAUGAACCAGGGAGCAUUCCAGCCGAGUCCACCACCUCUGAUCCACCGCAAGACAGCCGCGCCGAACCGGCGACGUCCCUCAACUAG